CCUACUAGUCCAGGUCGUCAUAUUUUAAAUUGUUAUACCUGGCGCCCUUUGGGCACACUCAGGGAUCGUGUUGUAGAAUACUUUUUGGGAGGCAGUCAGCAAAUUAAGUAUCCAGAUUUAAUAUUCUCCCCCGAAAAAAGAUAUAAAUUAUCUACCGAAGCUAUGGGUGUAGUUACAUUCGAGUUGGACCUUAUUCUCAGAAAUUUUAAUAAUUAUGGAAUAGAGUAUUGAGUUCGAACAUCGUUUGAAAAGAUAGCAAAAUGUAUGGCUUUUUGGUAUUACUAAUUUUCUUAAGUGCCAAUAUUCCAUAUGGAAGUACUAUAGAAAGUCUAGAUGACCAAGACGCGGUACGAUCAGUAACGAUGACAAAUACCGAGACCACCACUACAGAAUUAUCUAAUAUAACUACAACUGUUAAUACAUGUGAAUCAAAUGACACAAACUGCUCCACUACUCCAAGUUUUGAGAAUUCAACACUCGAAACGUCACUUGAUAGUGAAAAUGACACUAGAAGCACUAGACAAGCGGAUAAAAUGCCAAGACUUAAGACUGACCAAGAAACGCAUAGCUGUACUUGCAAUUUGAAGAUUAAUAUUUGCGAUAUUAAUUGCUGUUGUGAUCCUGACUGCCAGCAAGCUGACAAAGCUGUCUUUGCAUACUGCACCGUAGAGGAGAAUUACUUUUAUGAUACUAGAUAUUGCCACUAUAUUCAGUAUAUUUAUGUAAAUAACAGUCAAGUAGAGUGGCACGUUAAACAGGAAGGAAUGUUUUGCGUUGUAAGCAAGAAUAUGCCUAAGUCGUACUUGGUUCAAAAAGAUAAACCAAUCAAGUCUUUUGAUGCCACUCGGAAAGAAAUAAUUGGAAAAGCCUUUUGGUCUGGUGACAAUUUUACCCCAAAUAUAAACGAUAAUAUUCCUAAGAUUUUAAAGCAUUACAAAUAUGGUGAUCCUAUUAUAGUUAUUAAAAAUAGUUCCAUCAUCGCCCAUUUCAGUUUACCAAACAGUUUUACUAGCGAGAAAUGUGUUUUUGAGGACGAGGUAUUUUACUUGAAAAAUACAAAAUUCACAUGUAGUCAAACAGUUAUAGAAGAUGAGAACCAAAGAUUAAAUUUUUCAACGUACUAUAAAAAUAUUAAGAUAAUAAAUUCGCAAGGAUUAUUAAAUUUAUCACAAAAAUAUAUCUACAAGUUUUGUCCAAGAAAUGUAUGUAUUGAAAUUGAACCACAAAUAUGUGAUGCCCAAUUGGACAAAUGUAUAAAAAUUGAUAGAAAUAUUAGUUUUAAAGCUCAAUGUACCUAUAACUUUAAAGAAAAUAUAAAUGUCUGCAAAAACUUGGUCGAGAAAAUUCAUUAUAAUUUCUAUCACAAUGGAUCUAAAGGCAUACACAAAAUAGAAGUGCUGGGAGUUUUGAAGAAUAUCAGUUAUCAUUUUGGAAUUGACAGUUUCAAACAUGUCCAAGAGUUUUCUGUAGAGUUUUUGUGGAUGAAUGAAACAAGAAACUAUUCCAAAAUUCUCAGUGGAAAUCCUGGAUAUAUUGAUGGAAAACCUAUAUUAAUUGGUAGUAAAAUCAUUAAAGAGAAUAAUACGUUUAUACAACGAAAUUCUAGUGCGUUUAUAGAAAACUUCUUAACUUUUGCUAAAAAUGUGGGCAAUAAAUGUAUAAGAAAUAGCACUUACAAUGAUCCGAUAUAUUUCGGUUAUAACACCAUAAUGAAAUGCAAGAUGUCAAAGAAGUUAUCCUUCAGCACGAAACAACAAAAUGCGACAACUGCAUGUCAAGAAAUCCAAAGAAUAAUUUUUAUGUCGUGGAACAUUAAACAAGAAGUCAAUAAAUCCCUGGUAAUUGGACAGUUUGGCAAUGCAGAUCCAUCAAAAGAAGAAAAUUGGAGCGAAGUGUUGUACAGAAUUAAUCCAAAAACACUUCUGGAUUUGAAUAAAGGGAAUUUUAUGAACAAAAACAGGACUCUAGUUUGCCAAAAUAUUUCUACACUAGUCGAUGUCGAUAUUUUGUUUGCUAAAGUCGAUUUCGGCAAUUUGUUAAAUCAAAAGAAAAUUUUAGGGACCAGUUACAGUUUCAAAGAUAUCGAUAGUUUUAAAGUGCCUAUAAUUAAAAAUAAGGAUAGCUUUCAGUUUGAUUUUGUUGUGGAAUUGGUUAGUCGUGUUAGUUUUUUCGAUAUUACGAACAAAAAAGAGAAGAAGUUUGUGGAGCCCCCUAGUAUCGAUAUUCGCUUGCCUUAUGACUUCUUCUACCCGUUUAUUAGGGUUCAUAACGGAGCGGAAAAAGAUACAGGAGGGUGGCUAUUGAUAAUGUUAGUCUUGUAUUUGAACUGUAUAGUUUAAUAAUAAAAGUGCACUUAUUUUCUGUA
Sitophilus oryzae (rice weevil) is the source of this 2365-nucleotide messenger RNA. Its product is annotated as tectonic-3. The record is from RefSeq and is a predicted model, not a curated record. Gene Ontology annotation, cellular component: ciliary transition zone. Gene Ontology annotation, biological process: cilium assembly. The transcript is spliced from 6 exons. Bases 261 to 2339 code for a protein of 692 amino acids. NCBI's taxonomy places the organism in Eukaryota, Metazoa, Arthropoda, Insecta, Coleoptera, Curculionidae.